AUGGCUGCGGAGUUGAGGCGCGUCUCGGAACCCCUGUUUUUCCAUUCCCAGACGCAAACGAGACUCCCACCGCACAUUCGGGGACGGAAUGCAAGGCGCUCAGCGACGGCAAAAGCUGGGAACUUGGCAUCGGUGGUUCUAACCGCUGCGUCUGCGGUUCGGCUUGGGUUCGAACGACAAGGUCACGUCCCGAUUCGGUGGGCGAAAUUUGAGGAAUUCGUAACACGGGCUGUUAAGGAUGAAAAUCUGUCUCAUCUGAACGCAGAGGACUCGGAGGCCAUCAACUUCAGAACAAGACUUGAACGAGCUUUCAUCGAUUCAGGGGCGGCAGAAUUGACCAAAACGCUGAAACGAGAGUUCAAAAUUUACAACUAUGAUGUCACAUUCUCUUCAAACCUCAAUGCACAGAGGGCGUUAGCAGACCUGCGCAAUCCAACAGAAUGGUACCCAGCUGCUCGCAGCCUGCAUCGCACUAUCCAUCUUCACGUCGGCCCGACCAACUCGGGCAAAACCUAUCGUGCAUUAAAACGACUCGAAACGGCCAAGACUGGAUUUUAUGCCGGGCCCCUGAGGCUUCUCGCUCAUGAAAUCUAUACUCGUCUCAAUGCAAAAGGGAUACCAUGUGGCCUCGUAACUGGUGAUGAGGUUAGGAUCUCACAGGAUCAAGUUCCGGGAAUAUUCAGCAAUACCGUCGAAAUGGUUCCUUUAGGGCAAGAUGUUGAAGUCGGGGUUAUUGACGAAAUCCAAAUGAUUGCGGACCCUCAUAGAGGUUGGGCUUGGACACGGGCAUUGCUAGGCGCGCGGGCCCACGAGCUGCAUCUUUGUGGAGAAGAAAGGGUUGUACCACUGAUUCGCGAUUUAGCUGGCUUGAUGGGGGAUAAGCUUGAGAUUCAUCACUACGAGCGGCUCAACCCAUUGAAAGCCAUGAAUAGAAGUCUGAAGGGGAACUUAUCAAAUCUUCAAAAAGGGGAUUGCGUCGUUGCGUUUUCCCGUAUCGGCAUUCAUGGCUUGAAACAAGAUAUCGAAAAGGCAACUGGGCGGAGGGCUGCCAUUGUUUACGGCAGCUUACCCGCGGAAAUUCGGUCACAGCAAGCAGACUUAUUUAACGAUCCGAACAACGACUACGAUUUUCUUGUUGCCAGUGAUGCUAUUGGCAUGGGCCUUAACUUGAGCUGCAAACGAAUUAUUUUCGAGUCGGUGGUACGAAAAUUACCAACAGGGUUGACUCGGCUUUCCGUAUCGCAGGUUAAACAAAUUGGAGGUCGUGCCGGUCGAUAUCGUUCAGCAACAGAUUCGAGGAACGUAAAAGGGUCCAGAGUAGCCGACUCAGCCAAGAACGCAGAGACAAAUGUUGGAUUUGUGACCUCCCUCGAAGAUGUGGACCUCCCUUACAUUCGGAAAGCCUUGAACACCGAACCAGAGCCAAUCCUAUCCGCUGGGUUGUUACCUCCAGAUUAUAUUAUUAAAGGCUUUUCAGAGCACUUCCCGGCUAACACUCCCUUCGCAUAUAUCCUACAACGCUUGCACAACAUAGCGCAAGUGGAUCCCAACUUUUUCCUUAACGAUUGCCAAAGCCAUGCUGAGGCUGCAGAAGCAAUUGACAGCGUAAAAGGGCUUAGCAUGGAUGACAAACUCGUUUUUCUCUCGGCGCCAACUCACAUGAGAGAUCCUCAGAUGAGUACUAUUUUCAAGGAAUUUGUGCGCUGUGUGGCGGAGAAUAGGAGCGGCGACCUUCUCGAAAUUGGCGACUUGCCCAUUGAUAUUCUUGAUAAACCAGUUUCAGGCGACAAAAGCUAUCUCGCCACUCUUGAAACCCUACAUCGAUCCCUAGUCCUCUACCUUUGGUUAAGCUACAGAUGCGGAGGCGUUUUUACCAACCGAGCGCUUGCUACCCAUGUCAAAGCGUUAACUGAAAUAAAAAUGGAUAGAGCCUUGACUGAAUUUUCGGCAAAUCGACAACUACGGAAAGCUACUUCGCUUAGGAGACUAUAUGCUUUGAAACUUCAGACGGAAAUGCGGGAAAAAGCAUUUGCUGAUGAAUCUGAAGGCGUGGAUAUCGAUCUCGAAAACAUUCCGGCAGCAGAAGUGUGGGAUGAUAUGCCCAAACAGAAAGAAUUAUUGGGAGCUUCGUCUGCGAUUUCCUAG
Messenger RNA from Histoplasma capsulatum G186AR, 2145 nucleotides. Its product is annotated as ATP-dependent RNA helicase SUV3. The transcript is spliced from 3 exons. The coding region runs from base 1 to 2145 and encodes 714 amino acids. Gene Ontology annotation, molecular function: RNA helicase activity; hydrolase activity, acting on acid anhydrides; ATP binding. Gene Ontology annotation, biological process: mitochondrial RNA 3'-end processing; RNA catabolic process. NCBI's taxonomy places the organism in Eukaryota, Fungi, Ascomycota, Eurotiomycetes, Onygenales, Ajellomycetaceae. The record is from RefSeq and is a predicted model, not a curated record. Gene Ontology annotation, cellular component: mitochondrial degradosome.